Messenger RNA from Mytilinidion resinicola, 285 nucleotides. RefSeq lists its product as uncharacterized. Gene Ontology annotation, molecular function: DNA-binding transcription factor activity. The record is from RefSeq and is a predicted model, not a curated record. The transcript has a single exon. The annotation marks the transcript as partial. Gene Ontology annotation, biological process: regulation of DNA-templated transcription. NCBI's taxonomy places the organism in Eukaryota, Fungi, Ascomycota, Dothideomycetes, Mytilinidiales, Mytilinidiaceae.
CCAGGGGCGGAGCGUACGCCCUCAAAAGCUGGCACCCGCAAAGUCACCGCCCUCACCGCUGCCCAGCUUGAACGCAAACGCGCCAGUGACAGAGAAGCCCAGCGCGCCAUUCGCCAGCGGACCAACGACCAUAUCGAGUCCCUAGAGCGCCGGAUUGCAGAGCUUUCGUCAACCCAUGAAGCCGACAGCGCAUUAGUGCUCACUGAGCUCACGCGGAGAAACAAGGAGCUGGAGAACGAGAAAGCCAUGCUGCAGACGCGGCUAAGCGAUGCUCUCGUCUCGUUA